UAAUUUGAAGCAGGGAUGUUGAAGUUUGAACCUCCCACGAAUCCUCUCGUCUUUGUGUGCUUGAAUAUCGUCGUAGGAUGAGCGAGGAGGAGAAGGAGAAAGAGAAAUAAAUGGUGGCAGAGGAGGAGCUAGGGACCUUAUCUGAGGAGCGACGGGUGUACCGGGUUUAGCCUCGCCACAGCACAGCACCACGAGGUCAGAGAAUUGUCGGGCUUGCUUGUCGAGGAUGGUACUCUUCAUGUGCCCGCACACACACUCGGAGCCAAUGUCGGUGCCUGGCUGGGCCGCACCUUAAAAGCUGCCAUCUCACUUGUCUAAAUCUGUUUGCGCAAGGUUUAUAUUAUAAGAAAGAUCCGGAUUCGGCAUCCACAGGCGAGACCGGAUGCGCUGCGUUGGCAGCCACGCACACAUCCAGGCUGGAGUGUCUUUUGUCGUCAACCUCACAUGACCUUGGCGGUGAAGGGCCACUGCUUGGACCUUUUCCGCGGGACUCGCCUCGCGCUCAGAAAUCCGCAUCCAUCUCCUCGCGAAUCGAUUCCUCCGCUGUUUUCUAUCGAAUUCCCGACUCAUUGCAUGUGCUAAUACGGGUGGAGAAGGUCUUGGUCCAUCAUUUUCUUUGCCGCUCUUGCAUCUCGCGCUGGCGGAGGUGUGAGAUUCAGUCCGCGAUUCGGGACGCCAGAGGUUUUUUUUUAAAAAAAUCUUGUUUCAGCUGCAUUGGGCUAUUUUUCGGGCUUGUUGCAGUCUGAGAUUUACGGUGAGGCAACUAGCCGUGCGUAGGCCUUGAUUAUUUUGUGCCAAGAUGAUGCAAACGCGGAAAGACAUCUUGGAGAUCGACCGGGAGAGUGUUAUAGUUAUCUCCAAAUCUAAGCUUAUAGAUGGCUUGCUCAAUCUCAUAGGGCCGGAUGAGAGAGUGGAGUUCAAAAUCCUUUGCAGACGUAUUGAAUCAACAAUUCGAGCUUGGUACAACCUGAAGUUUGAAGAGAUGAAUCAACUGUAUUCACUUUUUGAUCCAGUUCAUGGGCGAAAGAAAUUGGAGUCACUGCAUCUCAGUCCUGCAAAGGUCGAUAAAAUGGAGCAGCGAUUCCUGAAAACCUUGUUCCAGGUGAUGGAGCAGAGCAACUUCCAAAUACUCAGCGAUGCUGAAGUAGAGCUGGCAAAUGCAGGCCAGUAUCUUGUGAACAUGCCAAUUGCAGUUAAUAAAUCCAAGUUAGACAAGAAGCUUUUGACCACGUUUUUCAAAGAAAACAAAGUUGAUCAAGUGCCUUCGUAUGCGGAUCAGUACGUUAUCUUUCGACGUGGAAUUGGAAUCGACAAAACCACAGAUUACUUCAUUCUGCCCAAGUUGGAUCUCCUCAUUGAACGCACUUGGAACUGGUUUUUGGAAAAAUUGGGAUUUUCGAAGGUGAAAAAUGAGCAACUUGUUCAUGUGCACUCUCUCUCAAGAAAGCGAGUUGAAGACCAGAAUACACUGCAAGGCAACACACAGAAUGAAGACAAAGAUUCAGGAGCUGAUGCUCAUAAUCUCCGCUUUGAACGUAUUCGAAUUCAGAAUAUGGAUAUCAGUUUCCAGAAUCUCUUCACUCAAAAUACGGUACAGGAGCCUACAUUUGACCGCAUGAUCGUAGUUUACAGGCGUGCUUCUAAACCACAUCAUAUAAUUGACCCACUUGGGGACCGGGCCAUACACAUCCGGCAUUUUCGAAACAUUCCUUUGGCAGACAUGGAGCUUGUGCUUCCUGAGAAGAAAAAUCCAGGUUUGACACCUAUGGAUUGGGUCAAGUUGUUGAUAUCGGCAUUGGUUGGCCUGGUUGCUUUGUUUGGCUCGACAGAAGUAGGGGAGGGUGAUGUAUGGGUGCUACUCGCAAUCUUGGGCGGCAUUGUUGGAUACAUUGUGAAGAUAUAUUUCACAUUCCAGGCCAAUCUCGUGCUGUACCAAAAUCUUAUCACUCAAUCCUUGUAUGACAAGCAACUUGAUAGCGGAAGGGGGACCAUACUCCAUUUAUGUGAUGAUGUUAUCCAACAAGAGGUAAAGGAAGUUAUCAUGGCUUACUUCGUUUUAAUGAGUCAAGGCAAAGCUACCGAUCAAGAAUUAGAUAGGCGGUGCGAGGAGUUAAUGACCACAAAAUUUGGUGAAAAAUGCGACUUUGAUGUACAUGAUGCACUGGUAAAGUUGGAAAAGCUCGAUAUCAUUACAAAAGACGUUAAUGGGAGAUACUCUCAUCAACCGCUGAAGAAAGCCAACAAUGCCAUUGGUCAAACCACUGACGAGAAGGUCGAAAUGACAAUUGGACGAUGAUUUUAUACGAUAAUUAGGGCGGUCUAACCAUCGAAGAGUUGUCCUAGAGUUUCAAAAUUAAGGAAACAUUGGGAUAGGUAGAACUCUGGCUUAGAUCUAGGUAAGAAUUUGCUAUUCAAUCUUGUGUACAUUGAAUAACGAACUUAAUUUUGGAUUGAUGAAUCAUCAACGCCUCCAUAAUUCA
Molecule: messenger RNA, 2480 nt
Organism: Physcomitrium patens
Lineage: Eukaryota; Viridiplantae; Streptophyta; Bryopsida; Funariales; Funariaceae
Source: RefSeq, a predicted model, not a curated record